Messenger RNA from Symbiodinium sp. CCMP2592, 259 nucleotides. Lineage: Eukaryota; Dinophyceae; Suessiales; Symbiodiniaceae. The record is from the annotation of a GenBank genome assembly.
GUGCGUUCGAGAUCUCUUGCGGGGGGCAAGUGUCGUUCAAGUGCCAAUCCACAUGAAGGGGGAUUGGCAGGUGCAAGAUGGUUUCUGCAGUCGGCCGCAGUUCUCAUCACGAGUGCUGGACGCCCUGGCCUUGAAUCUGCUUACGAUCGCUUCCUUGCACACGAUCAUUCUGAGGCCAGGAGGCAGCAUCGACUGGGUGUACACCAAUCGGACACCGGACCUUGCAUCCAUCCAGAAAGCUCGCUCCGCAAUGGAGAAG